This is a messenger RNA of Westerdykella ornata, 966 nucleotides long. RefSeq lists its product as uncharacterized. Bases 1 to 966 code for a protein of 321 amino acids. The record is from RefSeq and is a predicted model, not a curated record. NCBI's taxonomy places the organism in Eukaryota, Fungi, Ascomycota, Dothideomycetes, Pleosporales, Sporormiaceae. The transcript is spliced from 4 exons.
AUGUCCCACGCAUCUCAAGUGUACGAAUACGAUGAGCAGGGCGUGCGGUGGUCGGUGGUCAAUCCGGAUGACGCCUGUGGAGUCGCGGUUUUGCGUAGGGGGAAUCGUUUGCGUAUAGUACAUCGCAACAGAAGGCAGACCGCGCAAGAAGAUGGAUUUGAAGAGAACGGAGGGACUGACGCUGAAGACCAGCUUCUGCCUGAAACCGACGCCAGCACAAUUCAACCAAGUAACAUCUUCCUUAACACAGUCGACCGCGAACAACACAAUCCGCCAGUCGACAAUGGAACAGAGCAGCUACAAGCCCCAUCCACCGCCGCGUACGUUCCAACGCACUUAACCGCUCCCUCAAUUCAAUCGCCCUACUCCGCGGGGGGCUUCCACCAAGAUAUAACGAGCCUGAAAGCCCUCAUUUCAGACGUUCUCAAAAACGCUAGAAACCUGCAGCAGGACCUAACUGAAAGAGCCGAGCAUCAGCGGAGAAUCCUGACCUGGUUCUCACCACCGGUCAUAUACACAAGUGAACCACCACGGCUUUCCCUACUCCUUCAACCAGCGGAGCCUGCGCUUCUGCAGCCGUUGGGCGCUCCACCACGCCCUCUCUCUCAUCAUACUCUCAGAGCCGCACCGCCGCAGAUUCCGCUCUCGUUACAGCCCGGUCCGCACCAGUCCUUCCCUCCGCCAGCCAUUCACCCACCUCUCCACCUCCCUGCCGACCAUGAGCACUGGGACUUUUGCCCGUUGCCAACGCUCAUGCCGAACACGGGGCACCGAGGAGCGCCGAACCCGCGACCCGAUCUUCAUCACUCCCACCUGGCCUCCCUGCCCUGGUCUACCCAGCAAAGGCUGCCGUACCUAGACCCCCCACCGGUUGAACGAGGGAGAUUGCGGAUACCAGUAGAGGAGGCGGAGGACGACGAGACGCCGCGCUUCCCGGAGGGAUGGUUUCGGGACGACGACUUCUGA